Molecule: messenger RNA, 1970 nt
Organism: Aaosphaeria arxii CBS 175.79
Lineage: Eukaryota; Fungi; Ascomycota; Dothideomycetes; Pleosporales
Product: L domain-like protein
Exons: 2
Coding region: 363-1595 (410 amino acids)
Molecular function (GO): protein binding
Source: RefSeq, a predicted model, not a curated record
AUACAGUACUACCUCACUGCAUGCACGUACAUGUCCACGGGAACAAAUAAGCUUUUCGCACUUCCGACACUUGUUUUCGUAGCAAUCGUUAUUAUCUAGUGUCUUUCUCUGCUUGCUUGCUAAGCUCUUCGUCAUAGUUAAGCGGGCGGAUUUCUUUAAUAACUUUCGAAACUUUUGCCUGAGACCACAACAACACACAUUACACAACUCCACUCAAGGCUAACACAACGUCUGCCUAUUUACGACACCCUUCCGUCCAAGACAUUCGCCGACCACAGCCUACGCGUAUAUAUAUCUGAAGACUGCUCUGCCAUAACGACCUUCUCCGGCCAAAGGAUACCUCUCACGAAAUCACCGCAGCCAUGAGCAGUUCCGAACCAGCUGCCCCGCCGCACGGUGAAACCGACCCCGCGAGCACAACCACACAAGCACAACCAGAGACAAGCACAGUCACAAGCACAGAUGCACCUCCUACCACGACAGCCCCCUCCUCCCACCCCGAAGCCGAGACCAAGGAAGACAAGCCCCGCGACAGCAAAGGCUGGGACGGCAAACUACGCGUCGUACGAGGCACGUUAGGCAACGGAUCGGGCGACCCCAACGCCAGCGACGAUGAAGGCCCCUCCGAAGACGAAGGCCCGCCACCGGAGCAACUCGCCGCAGACGAAGACCUCCUCGACGACGUCGAAGACGACGAAGAGCAAAUCGACCUCGUGCACUUCCGCGUGUCGAGCAUCCCGGCACUCAAGCUCGAACGCUUCACCAAGCUCCAACGCCUCUGCCUCCGCCAGAACCAGAUCUCCGCCAUCGAGAUCCCGGACGCCCUCGCCCCGACACUCGUCGAGAUCGACCUCUACGACAACCUCAUCUCGCACAUCAAGGGCCUCGAUGCGUUCGUCGAGCUCACGUCGCUGGACCUGUCGUUCAACAAGAUCAAGCACAUCAAGCGGGUCGACCACCUGAAGAAGCUGAAGGACCUGUACUUCGUGCAGAACAAGAUCAGCAAGAUUGAGGGGCUGGACGGGCUUGACAAGCUGCGGAUGCUGGAGCUCGGUGCGAACAGGAUACGCGAAAUCGAAAACCUCGACACCCUCACCUCCCUCGAGGAGCUCUGGCUCGGCAAAAACAAAAUAACCACCAUCACCAACCUCACCCCGCUCACCAACCUCACCAUCCUCUCCAUCCAAUCCAACCGCCUCACCUCCAUCUCCGGCCUCGAAUCCCUCACCGCCCUAGAAGAACUCCACAUCUCGCACAACGCCAUCACAUCCAUCGACCCUUCAUCCCUCGCGUCCAACACAUCCCUCCGCGUCCUCGACAUCUCCGCCAACCCGAUCGAGCACCUGACGGGUCUCGAGCACAACGCGCAGCUGGAAGAGCUGUGGGCGUCCAACUGCAAGUUGUCGAGCUUCGAGGAGGUGGAGCAGCAGUUGGGAAACAAGGAGGGGUUGCAGACGGUUUAUUUCGAGGGGAACCCGCUGCAGAGAGUGCAGCCGGCGCUGUAUAGGAAUAAGGUUAGGUUGGCGCUGCCGGGGGUCAGGCAGAUUGAUGCUAGUGAGUUUAUGAUUUCCUUUCCUUUUUUUGGUUUUGUUUGAGGGGUUGCUGAUGAUGCGGGGUUGUAGCGUUCGUGAAAUGAACUACAUCGACGAGGCGGAACGAAUCGAAUCGAAUCGAAUCGAAAUGAGAUAGAAGUCACGACGCAACACAAGAACUACAUGACACACCACCGAUAAGAUAGCAAGAGAUUUCCCAGUAGGACCAUCGUACCAUUUUCACAGACGACCAUAGACCGGAAACAAGUCGGCAAAGAGGAAGAAUGAAGAUGAAGCAGAGGGGGGGAAGGGAAGGCUGGAAAUAUGGGUUCUCAUAUGUCAUAGAGUGAAGGAGAGUAGAGUAGAGUAGUUAUUAUACCCCACAUCUUACCCCCACAAAAUCAUGGAAACUGAAAUGGAAAUUGAAAUCGAACAGAG